Messenger RNA from Lepus europaeus (European hare), 2184 nucleotides. Its product is annotated as endogenous retrovirus group K member 25 Env polyprotein-like. NCBI's taxonomy places the organism in Eukaryota, Metazoa, Chordata, Mammalia, Lagomorpha, Leporidae. Bases 1 to 2184 code for a protein of 727 amino acids. The transcript is spliced from 2 exons. The record is from RefSeq and is a predicted model, not a curated record. Gene Ontology annotation, molecular function: structural molecule activity.
AUGCCGAAUCCCCCAUCUGGAUACCAGACAGGCUCAUCAGGGAACCCCCCGGAGCGAUGCCAUCUCUCACGCCGCUGGAAGAAGCAAAAGAGACGCAUGCAUCAUCAGAUGAGGAGACUGGAGAUGACCCAGCAGCGGCAGAAGAUCACGUGGACAAUGAUUAGGCAUCUGGCUCGAGAAGCAAAGGAUUUACUGGCUCGGGAGGGGAAACCCCGUACUACGUCUUACUUGUUUUUGGCUUUUCUUGCAUUAGUCAGUACUCCAAAAAUUGACUGUGUUCCUUAUUGGGCUUAUGUGCCUAAUCCUCCUAUUGUACAACCUAUUGGGUGGUUAGACAGGGAGCCCGUGAAAGUGUUAACUAGUGACUCACUGCGGUUAGGUGGUGUACAGGACUCUGAAGCAAGGGUUUCCUCCUCCUCUGUAAUAUCUUUUGAGGGGAGAGCAGACUCUUUGCCGAUUUGCCUGACACUGCAGGGACAAGCUCCUGAUGGCUGCCUUACCACACGGUAUAGAACCUUCCUAACUGAUGGUCCAGACCGCGAAAACCCUGGUAAGCGCUGGGUCUGGGAAACUCAAAUUCAAACUUUGGGGGCUCCAUCCCCAGAAUAUGCGGAUAAUUUCACUGACAUUCCAGAAAGUGAUUUACCGUUGACACCAUGUGUUAAAAAGUACCAAAAUACGGAUAGAACUUGGUUGUCAUCUCUAACUAAAUUUCCAACUUGGCUUUCUUGUGGGUUCUCUACCGCUGCCUGGUAUCGGCCUCAGGGAGUAGACAUCACUAUAUGGGAUUAUUCUAAUUCUAAUAAAGGAACUAAAGAUUAUGAAGAAUACCUUCAAAGUCAUAAAGAUAAAUUCAAUGGUUAUACAUAUGUGGGUUUAGGAGAGCCACUACGACGGUGGUUUUCUCCUGGCUUUGUGGAGCCAACUUGGUUUGCUGUCAAAGGGAACGUGACAAGAAAACAUACUGAUUUAUAUCGCUUAGUGGCUGCUGCAAAUAUGCUGUUAGAAAAACAACCUAAUCAAACUGUUUCGCAACCCAUAGGUGUUAAGGCUUGUGUAGCUUAUCCCAGUGCUAUCUUGCUAGCUCAACCAGAUGCUGUAAAUAUUACUAAAGAGGGUCGCUCGUAUAAGAUUACUUGUGUAACCUGUAAAAUGACCAACUGCAUUACUUCAGCUGAACCUAAAGACUUUACCACCAUGUUGUUGGUGUGUAGACCGCCAUUUGUGCUGCUACCGGUUGAACUUGGUGAAAAAGAUUGGUAUGAUAAUUCUGCUUUACAGGUGUUAGAUUUGCUUAAUGGAUUAUUGCGUCCAAAACGCUUUGUUGCUGCUUUGAUCUUAGGAAUUACUGCUUUAAUCACCAUAUUGACUACAUUUGCUAUUGCUACAACAGCAUUAGUACAAGAAAUUCAAACUGCACAUUAUGUUAAUACAUUAAAUAAGAAUAUUACAAUGGCUUUAAUAACGCAAGAAGCAAUAGACCAAAAAUUAGAGGCAAAAAUUAAUGUGUUAGAGGAAGCGGUUUUAGUUUUGGGUCAGGAUAUCGCUAAUCUGCAAACAAUGUAUUCUGCUCGUUGUCAUAGUAAUUUUAAAUCAAUCUGUGUCACACCGUUACCAUACAACGCUUCAGAAUCUUGGGGGAAAGUGAAAGCUCAUUUACAGGGAGUUUGGCAUGACAAUGAUGUUACACAUGAUUUGGAUGCUUUGCAAAAGGAGAUAGCUGUUGUUAGUCAGUCUAGAUUACAAUUAGGAGAUUUAGAGGAUGAAGUGGAACAACAGAAAUUGUUAAUAGAAACUCCAGUAACCUCAGAAGAAAUUAGGCUUAAAAGGCUUAUUGGAAAUGAGCACUCGAACCCUAAUCAAAAGCAAAAACAACUAUUAGAUAAAAUUCCCAACCGCUCCCUGCCGGGAGGUUAUGAGCAAUACUUACUGAACGGCAGAUGGUGGACACGUCCACGUUGGACCCCUUCAGCUAAUUUAGAACCAUUAGAUUAUACGGGAUCUUAUGAUGAAUGGGGAUUUUGCUGGGUGAAUCAUGAUGGGAAAAGACAGAGAUGGGAUAAGAGAGCAGGGGGCUGGAAGGAAUACAUUAAAGACAGCUUAAAUGGUCUUUGGGACUUAGGUCAAUACCUGUUCAGCAAGUUUCCUUUGUCUUUGGGUCCCACAAUAGAAGUUAACCAGUAA